Messenger RNA from Lachancea sp. 'fantastica', 684 nucleotides. The record is from the annotation of a GenBank genome assembly. Lineage: Eukaryota; Fungi; Ascomycota; Saccharomycetes; Saccharomycetales; Saccharomycetaceae.
AUGGAAACUCAACCGAGCCAGAACGUUAGAACUGCUAAAACUUCAUCCGCUAGACGGCGGAGACCAAGAAGGACAAAAAAACCAAGUCAGAGCGAGACUAGUCAGACGAAGACAGAAACUAGUGGUAACGCACCGAAGUCGAAUCGUAAGACGAAUGUUCGUCGCGAACAAGAUGCGAGCAGCAAGCUGACAGGACCUAAGAAACCAGUUGGGACCGAUAGGAUUACAGAUAUAAGGGAAAAGAGUAAGGCUUUCUCAAAAAAUGGCAAAAGUGGCCGAAUGUCGAAGGAGGCGAAGGAUGAAAUACGUCAAGUUCAACACGUCUUGGGCGAACAAAACUUCAAAAUUUUCAAAAAAGGCAAAAAUAGUACGACUUACGGGUUAGUGAUGCCCCACUUCUUCAGUCCCGAACCGUAUACUUUGGUAGCAACGAUCCCCUUCACUUAUCCUCAGCAGCCGGUCAAAUUAGACCCCAAUGACAACCAAGGUAAAGAAGUAACGCACGCAGAAGAACUGGCCAACAUUGUAAACAAUUUUAACAGCAAAGCUCAUGAGAUGUCUUCUAAAAAACAGCAUUUGUUAUCUCAGUUCAACUUUCUGAUAACUCAAUGGCCUACAUUGAGCAGUCCUAAUUACAGACAAAAAGACCGGCUAUUUAAGGAAUUUCUAACGGAAAGCAGUUGA